UUGAAUGUCUCUGACUCAAAACUACACUACCCAGGAUGCAAAACGUCGCCAAGAAGGGAAGUCUAAUUCUAAGCCGCUUGGAUAAAAAAAAAGCCAACAGCUGAAGUAUUGUAUUACACCAGAGGAACCUGACUAGCCUAUAAUAGGACAAGGGCGACACUAACCCGACUGGUCACGCUCUUUAAAUCUGUCAAGAUAUGACGCGGAAAUUAAGGGCAACGACAUUUGAUUUGACACCAGAAAUUUUGGUCUCAAGUUAUGCCAGAAGACACAGCGUGGAGUUGGACCUGUAACGGGACCAUUGAUUUCAACUUCAAGUAAUGUUGCUUAUUCUUCUUGUCAUGGAGCGACUCAGCCUCACAAGACUGUUGACUGGAGCUCAUCGUAACAGUUUGUAAUGUCGCACUGUUGGACGGAACCUGUCAGGUGCUUCUUACAUAUUUCUGUUUUAAGUCAAAGGCACGUAUGAGCUGACAUUUAUUUUAACCAACCGAUACGAUUUGAUAUUUACUUAUUUUAAAUGUAUUAUAAUAACUAUAAUAUUAAACAUGUAAGGUUUUUAUUGUUAUUUUAGCCUGACUGAAUGAAGGAAGGGAAAGACCUGGGAUUUAUUAAUGGUGUAUUAAGAGAUUACAAGACAUGUGAGAUGAUCCAUUUUGCUGACAUGCCAACAAUCAUGUCAUAGCACUGUGACCACAGACUUGGGCCCUUUUUUUCUCAUCAUGAAUUUUACUGCUUCAUCUGGAUACUAAUGGGUGUUUGUGCUGCCAGUCUAAAGAGGCUCCAUCAUGGGAUGUGUACAGAGUGUAAAACUCAAGCCAAGUUUUCAUGAGAACAUCAGGGUCCUGGAACUGCAGGCCUCCAUUGAUGCCAGUCCAACGGUCGUCGAUGAGUCAUCGAAUGUGGUUCUGCGAUACCGCACGCCUUACUUCAGGGCAUCAGCUCAGGUGCAGGUGCCACCCAUGCUUUGCAAAGAGAUCUGGACCGUUGGCUGGAUCCAGGCUUGCAAUCAAAUGGAUUUCUUUAAUAUAUAUGGGAAUGAAGGAGUAUCCAGCUGGGAGCUCCCAGAACUGAAAUGUGGGCAGAUCCAGGCCAUUAGUGAUUCAGAUGGUGUGAAUUACCCCUGGUACGGCUGCACCACUGAGAUGUACACAGUAGUGGGUCCCACUAAGAAGAGCACCAAACUCACCGUCAGCAUGAAUGAUAACUUCUGCCCAAGUGUGACAUGGAGUGUCCCAGUGGGCACCACCAGCAGUCCCCCUCUCCUGAGCUCCAUCCAGAGGGACCAACGCUUCACCACGUGGCUAGUGGCCAUGAACGAAACUACAGCUGAGAUGGUGCUACUCCAAACCAUCCGCUGGAGGAUGGAGCUCUGCAUUAAAGUGGAUCCAAUGAAGCCUCUGGGUCAAAGAGCCACAGUUGUGGAGCCACUGAUCCAGGAACAGCCUCAAGUCCUAGUUAAAAAUGAACCCAUCCCAACAAAUGCCUUGCUUAAGCCUAAUGCCAAUGAUGCCCAAGUUCUAAUGUGGCGGCCUAGAAAUGGGGAGCCCAUUGUGGUCAUACCCCCAAAAUACUGAUCUCAUGAAGGAUAUUUACUUCCAGUUUGAACUGCAAUGAUUCAGUAAUUCUCAGUUAAAUCAAGAAUGGCAUGGCGUGAGUAAGAAUAAUAGUCAACAGGGUUAACAUUUUAAAGGAACAAAUAUAUUAUUUGUGUAUUUAUUGAUGGUUGAUAGGCUGUUUGAAAGGAUAGUCCACCUAAAAGUGAAAAUUCUCUCAUCAGUUCCUCAACCUCAAGUCAUUCCAAACCUGUGUGACUUUUCUUCUGUGGAU
This is a messenger RNA of Carassius auratus (goldfish), 1830 nucleotides long. It is a transcript of the gene fam78aa, whose product is annotated as family with sequence similarity 78 member Aa. The record is from RefSeq and is a predicted model, not a curated record. The coding region runs from base 789 to 1577 and encodes 262 amino acids. Lineage: Eukaryota; Metazoa; Chordata; Actinopteri; Cypriniformes; Cyprinidae. The transcript is spliced from 2 exons.